This is a messenger RNA of Trichobilharzia regenti, 815 nucleotides long. The record is from the annotation of a GenBank genome assembly. NCBI's taxonomy places the organism in Eukaryota, Metazoa, Platyhelminthes, Trematoda, Strigeidida, Schistosomatidae.
AUGGAGCAUUUGUAUGUUUUGAAUUCCUGUGUGCUACUACUCAAAAUCACGUGCAUAUUAUUAAUUGACCGCGUAUACGGCGUUGAGCAAGUUCAGUCGAAGGCAUUAAUCAACAGUUCUUUAGGCAAUACAACUGUAAGUAAUGCCCCUGUACAAUUAACAACCCUUAAAUUCCAUUCAUCUGAAACACAUAACAAUUCAACACCAUCACCAACUGCUGGUCUACCGUUAAAAUCUGAAAUCAGAACAUCGCCUACUCCAGUUGCUUCAAAUGCUUCGUCAACUGUUCAGCCUAUACAUUCUACUAAACAGUCUGUCCAGUCUACUACAUCAACCAGAGCAGUAACAACUGAACACGAUGAUUUUUUGCACCAUGAUGAUAUAGAACAAGAGGAGCUAAAAGCAACAAAGUUAAAUGAAAAUCCUGUGGAUAUAAAUGACUCAAUAGAUGUACCACAAAUUGAUGAUUCGCCGAAAGAAAGUCACCAUAAUCAAAGGAUCAAUGAUAGAUAUGUUUUUAAAGAACCGUUACCUCGAAAGACAGGAGGAGACCGUAACCGACUGCUUGAUUCUGAAGAUUCAUUUGUGGAACGUCAAUGUAAGCUAUUUAUUUUUAUGACAGGAUAAAUUUUACACUGAUUGUUUUCUUUUUUUGAGUUUGAAUUUUAAUGAAAGAUGAUUGGUGCUGAGUAUAUGAACAGCAGGUGCGUCGGUGGCAUAGCGUUUAGGACGCUCGCCGACCAUCCACAUGGUCCGGGGUUCGAUCCCCGGCCACGGACGAACUCCUUUGCCUCGCUAAGCCAAAAAUAAUGCUG